AUGGCUGUCAGACUCUCUGCUGCAGAGCAAUAUGAGGCUCUCCUCAACAAGUACGAUGCUUGGAUGUUUGACUGUGAUGGGGUACUUUGGCGUGGCGAUCGGCCGAUAGAGGGUGCAGUCGAGGUUCUCGAUAUGUUACGCAAACGAGGCAAUCGGCUGCUCUUCGUGACGAACAAUGCAGCCAAGUCCCGGAGAAGCUACAAAACCAAGUUCGAUCAGCUCGGUAUUGAAGCACACGUGGACGAAAUAUAUGGAUCUGCAUACGCAGCUGCAGUAUACAUCUCUUCCGUGAUGAAGCUCCCUAAGGACAAAAAGGUAUUCGUCAUUGGUAUGUCAGGAAUCGAGGAAGAGCUGUGUAACGAGGGCGUGUCCUACGUCGGCGGCACGGAUCCGGCGGACUGCACGCUGGAACCGUUCUCUCUGGCCGACUUCACACCAGACCCAGACGUUGCUGCAGUGCUGUGUGGUCUCGAUAGCAUGAUCAAUUACACGAAGCUUGCAAAGGCUUUUCAUUAUCUUCAUCGUGACCCGAGUUGUCGAUUCCUGGUCACGAACGAGGAUAGUACAUUUCCAAGCGCGCAUGGUCUUCUGCCUGGAGCCGGCGCUAUCCAUGCGCCACUACGAUUUGCCCUGAACAGAGACCCCCUCAGUAUAGGAAAGCCGGCAAAGACCAUGUUAGACUGCAUUCAAGCCAAGGUUCAGUUCGAUCCUAAGCGUACGAUCAUGAUAGGCGACAGGCUGAAUACCGACAUAUUGUUCGGGCAAGCCGGUGGUCUCGCCACUCUUCUUGUCCUGACAGGUGUCACCUCAGAAGAUCAUAUCACUGGCCCGAACGCCUCCACCAUCGUGCCCGACUACGUCACACCAUCCAUCGGGGACCUGCGUUCAGCGGAGUCGUCGUAA
This is a messenger RNA of Pisolithus orientalis, 903 nucleotides long. Its product is annotated as HAD-like domain-containing protein. The transcript has 7 exons. The coding region runs from base 1 to 903 and encodes 300 amino acids. The record is from RefSeq and is a predicted model, not a curated record. NCBI's taxonomy places the organism in Eukaryota, Fungi, Basidiomycota, Agaricomycetes, Boletales, Pisolithaceae. Gene Ontology annotation, molecular function: alkaline phosphatase activity; phosphoglycolate phosphatase activity.